Molecule: messenger RNA, 4920 nt
Organism: Oenanthe melanoleuca
Lineage: Eukaryota; Metazoa; Chordata; Aves; Passeriformes; Muscicapidae
Gene: PRG4
Product: proteoglycan 4
Source: RefSeq, a predicted model, not a curated record
AUGAUGUCAUACCUGAAAGUUAUGAUCAUAUGGAACAUACUUUGCUUGUCCUUGGUGGUCCUUUCACUGUCCUUGAUUCCAGAAGUAUCUUCUCAAGAUGUAUCGAGCUGUACAGGGAGAUGUGGGGCAGGGUAUUCUAGAGAGCAUGACUGCCAGUGUGAUUUUAACUGUCACCACUACAUGGAGUGCUGCCCUGACUUCAGGAAAGUCUGCACAGUGGGUGCCUCCUGCGAGGGACGCUGCUUCGAGUCCUUCCAGAGGGGAAGGGAGUGUGACUGCGAUGCCGACUGCGAGCGCUACGGCAAGUGCUGCCCAGACUACGCCAAGCACUGCAAAGAGGCACACACAGAAAAGCCAACCCCAGAGACUCCUCCAGAUAACAAAUCUAAAAGGUCCUCCACAGAUGAGGAAGAGUCACCAGAGGAACCUGUGGAAGAUCCUGAAAUCCAAGUGACAACUCCUGCUCCAACUACAGAAGCUGCAGAGACAACACUUGCAGCCACAGAGGCACCAACUACCAUGGAAGACAGUCCUACAACCCCAAAGGUAGAGGACACAACCCCUGAUGCCACUGAGGAACCAGUGACCGAAGCCGACCCGCCCACUCCGGACACGGCAGAAGACGUGACCCCCGAUGCCACGGAGGAACCGCCGACUGAAGAGGAUCCGACCGACCUCCCUGCAACACAGGACCCAACCCCUGACGCCAGCGAGGCACCAGCAACGGAGAGCGAGCCUGCCAGCACGCCCACACCUGAGGAGACAACCCCAGAGGAGGUGACAACCCCCACACCAGAGGAGACAACCCCAGAGGAAAUAACAACCCCUACACCAGAGGAAACAACCCCAGAGGAACCUACAACCCCUACACCAGAGGAGACAACCCCAGAGGAGGUGACAACCCCCACUCCAGAGGAGACAACCCCAGAGGAGCCGACAACCCCCACACCAGAGGAGACAACCCCAGAGGAACCAACAACCCCCCCACCAGAGGAAACAACCCCAGAGGAACCUACAACCCCUACACCAGAGGAGACAACCCCAGAGGAGCCAACAAGCCCUACACCAGAGGAGACAACCCCAGAAGAACCUACAACUCCUACACCAGAGGAGACAACCCCAGAGGAGCCAACAACCCCCACACCAGAGGAGACAACCCCAGAGGAGCCAACAACCCCCACACCAGAGGAGACAACCCCAGAAGAACCUUCAUCUCCUUCUCAUGUGGAGACAACCCCUACACCAGAGGAGACAACCCCAGAGGAACCUACAACCCCAACCCCAGAGGAACCUACAACCCCUACACCAGAGGAGACAACCCCUACACCAGAGGAGACAACACCCCCAGAGGAGCCGACAACCCCCACACCAGAGGAGACAACCCCAGAGGAACCAACAACCCCUACACCAGAGGAAACAACCCCUACACCAGAGGAGACAACCCCCACACCAGAGGAGACAACCCCAGAGGAACCUACAACUCCUACACCGGAGGAGACAACCCCAGAGGAAUCAACAACCCCUACACCAGAGGAGACAACCCCAGAGGAACCUACAACUCCUACACCGGAGGAGACAACCCCAGAGGAACCAACAACCCCUACACCAGAGGAGACAACCCCAGAGGAGCCAACAACCCCCACACCAGAGGAGACAACCCCAGAGGAGCCAACAACCCCCACACCAGAGGAGACAACCCCAGAGGAGCCAACAACACCUACACCAGAGGAGACAACCCCAGAGGAGCCAACAACCCCUACACCAGAGGAGACAACCCCAGAGGAGCCAACAACCCCCACACCAGAGGAGACAACCCCAGAGGAGGUGACAACCCCCACACCAGAGGAGACAACCCCAGAGGAGCCAACAACCCCCACACCAGAGGAGACAACCCCAGAGGAGCCAACAACCCCUACACCAGAGGAGACAACCCCAGAGGAACCAACAACCCCUACACCAGAGGAGACAACCCCUACACCAGAGGAAACAACCCCAGAGGAACCUACAACCCCUACACCAGAGGAGACAACCCCAGAGGAGCCAACAACCCCCACACCAGAGGAGACAACCCCAGAGGAACCAACAACCCCUACACUAGAGGAAACAACCCCUACACCAGAGGAGACAACCCCCACACCAGAGGAGACAACCCCAGAGGAACCUACAACUCCUACACCGGAGGAGACAACCCCAGAGGAACCAACAACCCCCACACCAGAGGAGACAACCCCAGAGGAGCCAACAACCCCCACACCAGAGGAGACAACCCCAGAGGAACCUACAACCCCUACACCAGAGGAGACAACCCCAGAGGAGCCAACAACCUCCACACCAGAGGAGACAACCCCAGAGGAACCAACAACCCCUACACCAGAGGAGACAACCCCCACACCAGAGGAGACAACCCCAGAAGAACCUACAACCCCUACACCAGAGGAAACAACCCCAGAGGAGCCAACAACCCCCACACCAGAGGAGACAACCCCAGAGGAACCAACAACGCCCACACCAGAGGAGACAACUCCAGAGGAAACAACAACCCCCACACCAGAGGAGACAACCCCAGAGGGACCUACAACCCCUACACCAGAGGAGCCAACAACCCCCACACCAGAGGAGAUAUCCCCGGAGGAACCAACAACCCCAGAGGAGCCGACAACCCCUACACCAGAGGAGGUGACAACUCCAGAGGAGGUGAAAACACCCACACCAGAGGAGACAACAACCCCUAAACCAGAAGAGACCACCCCAGAACAGCCAACAACCCCUAAACCGGAGGAGACAACCCCAGAGGAGGUGACAACCCCUAAACAAGAGGUGGCAGCCCCAGAGGAGGUGACAACACCCACACCAGAGGAGCCAACACCCCCUAAACCAGAGGAGCCAACAACACCUGCAGCAGAUGACCCAACCACCCCAGAGGAGUUGACAACUCCCAAACCAGAGCAGACCACCCCAGAGGAGCCAAAGGCAGACUCUCCCACUACCCCUAAACCCGAAGAAACAACCCCAGAAGAAACUACAACCACAGCAGACUCUCCCACUACCCCUAAACCUGAAGAGACAACCCCAGAAGAAACUACAACCAAGGCAGACUCUCCCACCACCCCUAAAGCAGAGGAUGCUGACUCUCCAACCACUCCUGCAGCCCCUGAGGCCAGUACCCCUGCCAGUAAAGCCACGGCUUCUCCGAGCAAUGCCGCAGCCACAACAGUUGGAAUGGACUCCACCACACUUGAGGCAGGCACGAUGCUUUCAGAUACCACAAUGGAGAACAAGGAGACAACAACACCCAAGAAAGACAGAACUACUCUGCUUAAAGACAUUUUCACAGCUGCAAUUGGGAAAGACACGGUUACUGUAGCUAUGGUGACAACAGCUAAGCCAGGUGAUUCUCCUAAAGAUAUGGAUGACAUUCCAAACACAGCUCCUAUGGCUGAGCAACCUGUCACCACAGCAGCUGAAUCAGAAACAACUUCUACAGACACCAAGACUGCAACAACAGCAGCCACAGCUCCCUUGCCCAAUCCCACUCUGCUGGUAACAACCAUCAAAGAUUCAACUCCUCAACCCAAUGAGGCUGUAACACCAAAUGAAAAAGAGACAACUACAGAUACUGAGCAGGCUGGGCCAGAAACAGACAAAGAGAGCCCAGGUGCUACUUGUGUUAUUGUGGAGAUGACAACAGCUGGUAAAAAAGAGGUAACGACCGUCAAAGAAAUGGACACCACACCUGAAAAAGAAAUGGAAGAUGUCACUGAAAAGGUCCCUGGUAUUGCCAAAGAAGAGGUAACUACAGUUACCAAAGAAACCACAACAAGGGAUAAAAAAGACACAAUAGAAGAAAUGUAUCUUGUGUCUAAUGGGACAUCCAAGCCAACAAUACAUUUCCAGGAGGUCACUGAGGCCAGGGAAGAACCUCACCCAACUGAACCUGAAACUCUGCCAGUGAAAGAAGAGCCAGAGAUAAACAAGCCUUUAAUACAAGUUGGGGACCUGCCAAUGUUCCCUGGGGAAACACAAGAGAGCAAGAACGACGAGAAGGACCUUUGCAGCGGGAAGCCAGCGGACGGCAUGGUAGCCCUGCCCAAUGGCACCCUGGCCGUGUUCCGAGGUCACUAUUACUGGCUGCUCAACGGCCGGACCCCGCCGACCACCAACCCCCGCCGGAUCAGCGACGGCUGGGGCAUCCCCUCGCCCAUCGACUCCGUCUUCUCCAGGUGCAACUGCGAUGGGAAAACCUUCUUCAUCAAGGGUCCCCUGUACUGGCGCUUCACUAAUGGUGUUAUGGAUAAUGGCUAUCCCAAACCUCUCGCAACUGGAUUUGCAGGGUUAAGUGGAAGAAUAGUAGCAACCCUCCCUGUGGCACGAUACAACAGCAGACCAGAAUCUGUUUAUUUUAUCAAAAGAGAUGGAAACAUGCAGCAGUACGUGUACAGACAAGAACCAGCCAAGAAGUGUCAGAGAAGAGCCCGGGUCACCAUCCGGUACCCAGCCUUUGUGCCCAGAGUCGUGAUCCGGCGCCGCUUCCAGCGCGCUGUGCGAAUGCCAACCGUCAUCCGCACCGUCAGGAUCAACUCCCACCCCUCUGGUGUUCUGCGCAAGGAAGUCCAAAUGACAACGUACUGGAGAGGGCUCCCCAAAGUUAUCCACUCCACUCUCUCCGUGCCCAACCAGAACAAGCCCGAUGGCUACGAUUACUAUGCCUUCUCUUACAAUCGGUACUACAGUUUGGAUGUUGGCAAAAGAAUAGCAAGACCUGUUACUGCUCUCACAGGAAAGACUGUAUCCAAAGACUGGUACAACUGUCCCAGCAAGUGAUGCACAGCAGAGAAGUUUAAAACAAGACGCCAUUUGAAUGUCAACUUUUUUUCUAAUUUUAUUAAUAAAAGACACUGAAAUGUGUGCACACAACUCUAA